Symbiodinium pilosum is the source of this 426-nucleotide messenger RNA. NCBI's taxonomy places the organism in Eukaryota, Dinophyceae, Suessiales, Symbiodiniaceae. The record is from the annotation of a GenBank genome assembly.
AUGUCUCUGGCUCGACUGGCUACAAUUCUGGCCAUUUUUUGUGCUUCCCGCCUUUUCUGGGAAGGCACAGCUUUCGCAGGCAUUGUUUCAAGGCAGAGGACCACAAGCCCCGUCCAGCUUCGAAGCUCACAGUGGGUUGGACAGUGGGCUUUAAAGGAUGCUCCAGAAAAACAUGCCAACGAUUUCAGCCUCGACCUCGGUAAGCAGCGCGAUGCAUGGUUCAAGCUGGACAAGUGGUAUGGGGGGAAGAUGACCAACCAGCAGUUCAAAGCCACGCUCGACGAAACCCAGCAGGACUACCUGUUCGAGUACCUCGAGUCACACUAUGGUGGAAAUUAUGGCUUGCUUGAAGCCAUGUUUGAUGUUUUUGGCCAGGAUGCAGAAGAUUACCAAGACGAGAAUGACCAGGGGUAUGCAUACUCAUGA